Haliotis rubra (blacklip abalone) is the source of this 8333-nucleotide messenger RNA. RefSeq names its product flocculation protein FLO11-like. Gene Ontology annotation, molecular function: protein binding. Bases 131 to 4627 code for a protein of 1498 amino acids. The transcript is spliced from 4 exons. NCBI's taxonomy places the organism in Eukaryota, Metazoa, Mollusca, Gastropoda, Lepetellida, Haliotidae. The record is from RefSeq and is a predicted model, not a curated record.
UUGAAAUAACAACUACAGUUACGGAGACUGAGGUUGAGAUGGAAACUAAUCCUCCUGUUGCUGCUGAAAGAAAACAACAAAAACUUGAACCUUUGAAGUACCAAGGCCUGUACCAAGGCAAGCUACGCAAAUGGAGCAGAAGGUUGUUGUCAGUGAAGAGGAAAAGCCAGCUGUUGGUGAGCGAAUUGAGUCUAUAAGCAGUCCUGUAUUGAAGAGCCCUCCCAAGGUCCCACCUAAACCAAAGGCAAGAGCAUCUUUGACUGAUGCAGCUGCUCCUCCAGCACCAAAGUUUGAGGAGACUGUUGUCAAAAGCCAGACAGAAGUGAACGAAACUGUGAAUGUUGACACCAAACCCAAAUUUGUUUCUAAUAUUUUGGUAGAAAAAGAAUCUUCUCCACCGAGAAUAUCAACGAAAUCAAUGGUAAUGGAUGAAAUUGAUGAAGGUGUUGUUCCUGAUAUUAAGGCAAAGCCUCAUGAGAAGACCCCUCCACCUGUGCCACCUAAGCCACGACGUACAUCUUCUGCUAGCUCAGAUGUAUCAUCCGUCAUAUCAGAUGACUUUCACAUAGAAAAUGAAGUUGAGUUUGGUCAGAGAAGAAGGAGACGAUCAUCUGCUAGUUCUGAAAAAUCCACAGCAUCUGUCAAAUCUGAUGGAAGACCUGAAGAAACCUAUGUGCCCAGAAGAAAAGAUGAGCAUGCUCCAGAAAAACGUUCUGUCAAGGAAAAAAUGGCUGCCUUUGAGGCUUUCCAAAAAGUCGAUGAAACUGACGUCUCAAGGAGAUCAUCAAGCAGUUCUGUUACAUCAGUCAGAAAGAUCUCUAGCUCAGGUCAAGGACACGAGGUUCCUGCACUCAAAACUGUUGACCCUCCCAAACCAAAAAGUAGAACUGAUCUUGUGUCAUCUCCAAAGAAGAAUGGGCCUGAAGAAGAUGGUGUGUUUAUUGUAUCUCGUAUAUCUAUCAAGUCUCAAGUUCAAUCCGACAACAAGGAGGAGAAUUCCUCACCUGUGUCUCCUACAUCACCAACAUCUCCAAAAUCGCCCGAUGGUAAGGUGAAAAUAAAUUCAGCACUAGCUCCUAAAAAGCGGACAGGACUCUCAGAGCCAAAGACAAAGCCUGAGCAGGGUCAUUAUCACCAUGCUGUUCCCAAAACCUCAUCCUCCAUCUUCAAGCCAACAGGACUUGAGCGACUGAAAAACAUUACUGGUCAUAACACUGAUAGUGGUGAAGUUGCUCACUCAUCAAGUCCAGAUGGAACAUAUAAAAUUGGCCAAGUCAAAAUGAAUAAUGCUCUAUCUCCUAGAAGAAUAUCAACAGGGGAACCACCGUCUCCAGUUGGACUUAAGUUUGGUUCUUCUGCCUAUAAACUGCAUGCUGGAGAUGGAAAAAAGAUAAUGUCAACAUCUAAAUUGUCAGGUAAGAAAUUUGUUAGCACCAAAGACACACACAGCAAUAAAGAAGACACCACUGCACUUGUUACAGCCAAAUUUGUGCACAUAACUGAGCAAUCUGGAAUUGACACUUAUGUCAAAGACAGUUCUGCAUCUUCACUUGAAGCACCAAGUUCUCAUUCAGUUGUUAAAUCAUCCUAUGUUACAGAUCACGAGCAUGUUGAUGUUUCACAAAUUGUACCAGAUUCAGCACAAGACACAGCACAGCAAAGACAGGGACACAGAUCCAUCAGGGGUGUUACUGAGGAUGUGUCCACAACUGACAACACUGAGUUUUAUGCUCAGAGUUCAAUGCCAGAUACACCGCUGCACAAAGAUGUUACAUUAAAAGUUGACCUAAAUUCAGGAAGUUUGAUUAUUGAUGGUGCCACAGUGAAAGAUUCAAACACUGAUGAAACAGUAGGUACAGAUAGUGCUGAGAAUGAAACUGAAAUUGACAAUGUUAAUUUCAAGACUGAAGAGGUUAAAGAACAAAUUACUGUCCCAUCAAAGAAAAUAGACUAUGAAGAAAAGGAACCAGUUCCAUCUAAGCAAGAAACAGUGACAACUGCAAUACAGGAAGAAGUGCCUAGUCCUGCACACCAGGAGGAAGUGUUGACCUCUGAACAACAGCAAAACGUUUUGACUCCAGAGCAGCAUGUGGAGAAGUUAGUAGAUGGAAGUAGUGGUUUUGCUGCAAAGAUUGUGGCAGCUUCCCUCGAAGCAGCAAAAGAGCAGCUGAAAGUAGAAGCAAAGGUCAAGGUUAACGAACCUUCAGAUACCGUGCCUGAAAAUGCAGAAAUUCAAAUAGCUCCUGUUCAGGCAGCUAGUGCAGAAAGGGUGACUGACAAUCAGGCAGAUGUACCAAUAAAAACAUUAAGAAAUGAAAGAUCUAAACAUGAUCAAGAUACACAAAAACAACAGCCUGUGUCUAAAAAUGAAAUCAAGGUAAAUAUUGAAGAGGAAGUGACAACAACUGCUUCAGCAACUGUUUCAGCACCACCAAAUUCAGUAGAUAUAGCGGAUGAGGAUGAGCUUGAAACCAAUGCAUCUGAAAUAGUGGCUGCUACAUUAGAGUCUGCUAAAAACCAGCUGGAACAUGUUGAACAAGCAACUGUUGUGUCAUCUCCCUGCCCCUCUCCCCCACCCUUGCCAGGCUCAGCACCUCCUCCACUACCUUCUGGACCUCCUCCUCCAAUCCCAACAGAAGAGCCUGCUGAUGAUUUGGUAGAAACUGAUACACAUAGUGUAAUGUCCAGAACGGUUACUGAGGUAGUAGAAUCAGUUCCUGUGUACAUCCCAGAACCUGAAGUCAAUGUUUCAGUCCAGCCUGAACUGAAGAGCAAGCUUAAUGAUACAGAUGAUGCCCCACCUCUUCCUCCAGGGCCCCCACCACCAGGACAGACUCUUCUGGGUGGUGAUACAGAUGUACAGUCAGUGGAAGUGACAGCUGUGGCAUCUACAGACAUCAAAUAUCAACCCAAACCUAAGUCUAGAACCACAGUUGAGAAAACAGAGGAAAACAAUGAAUGGGUUGAAGAGAUUGAAAAGGUUGCAGCUCAAGAGUCUAAAUUUGAUUUGUUGAUAAAUUUUGAUUCUCAAAAAAUGCCCAAGAUUGAAAAUACUGCUACCCUGAUUGAGACCCCAUCUUCAGAUACCGAUUCUGGUGUCAGCUUGCAGAUGACCUCUCCAACAUCUCCUAGUGCAAUAGAGAACGGUGCUGUGGAAUUGCCAGGUUCUUCAAAUAUAUCUGAUUCAACAACUACAGAGGUGCAGAGUUCUCUACAUAAUACAGUAAAGCUGGUAUCAACAUCGGUGGAGCCUGUAGUAGCUUCAUCUGUGAGUAGAAAUGACAUUGAAUCCAUGACUGAAACUGGUCCAGGAUCUCUUCAAACAAGUUCUACUAAAACUGUCACUGUGCAAUAUAGUUCAAAUAUUUCUUCGCAUGAACAAGAUUCCUUUAGUUCUGUUGAUUCACUGCAUGAUAACACACCUUCAGUUGUGCCAACCAAGACCCAAGUGUCGGUCACUAACACAGACUCUCGUGAUAAAGAAAUUCCUGCACCUGUGUCACACGAGUCACAAGUUUCAGCAUCCACCGAAAUCUUGUCUGAUUCCAGCAAUGCUUCUAUCUCCCAGGUAUCAAGCUCCCGAGAGUCAUCUCCAAGCGACGCUCUCAAAGAUUCUAAAUCAUCUCGCUCUUCAUCCAGUAAAAAAGUAUUUUCAUCUACUCCAACUAAAGAUAUUGCUAACAGUCAACAUUCUGUUUUUGAACCAGAUGUUUCAAGUAUCCAGUUUAAUUCAACAAAGGUAAAUACUUCUAGAAAUGAACCGCAAACAGAAAGACUGUCAUCUUCAAGUGUUCUGAACAAAUCUUUAAAUGUAUCGACCAAGUCAAGGACGUCCUCAACCAGUGGAAACAAACGGAGAUGGAAGAUGGUUAUGACUGGUGGGGAUGCAGUGGAUAUGUCCAUUUCAGAUCUGACGAAAGUCUCUGAUACAAGCCUCAUCUCAAGGGAUGAACUCUCCCGUAUGAUAGACUUAGCUAAUCAGAGAAUGGAUAAGACAGGGAUUUCUUUGGAGGAUGAAAUUGUAGUUGUGGUUUUGACAAGGGACAAUCAAGAGCAGGACCUUGGGUUUGAACUCAGAGAUGGUAUUCUCAGAUCAAAAGUGGUGUGCGGAUUAAAGUCUGGGGGCCUUGCUGAGAAGGACCAGCGUCUGCAGCUCAAGGACAACCUGUUGUCGGUCAAUGGUAGCUUGGUUGAUGACCUGUCAGCGGAGGAGGUGAUGAAGCUGCUGAGUCAGCCCAGUCAGCAUGUGACGCUGGUUCUGGCUCGAGAGGGCACCAACACCAGCAGCAAUGGAAAGACUACAGCAGACACCAGUGUCAACGGAAAUGGAACAGAAGCCCCCGUACAAGAAGGCCCAGGGAUAUUUGAGGUGGUGAUGAAGAAGGGGGUCACAGGUGUUGGCUUCUGUCUGGAAGGAGGGUUAGGCUCACCUAAGGGCGACAUGCCCAUACUCAUUAGAAGGAUAUUCAAAGGAGGGCCUGCAGAAAAAUGUGGUCAGCUGCGAGUCAAAGAUGAAAUCUUAAAGGUCAAUGACACUGAUUUCACAAACAUGCGGCAUUACGAAGCCUGGAACAAUCUCAAAUUUCUACCUGACGGAGAUGUCCACAUAUUGAUCCAAAGGAAAUAAUGCAACAGGCGUUAUCUCCCUUCCGUGCAUAUCCAAUGCCGUCUGUUUGUAGUGAUUCAGGAUAAAGAUCAGCAGGAGUUAUCUCCCUUCCACCGUAUCUACCACCCAGCAGACGACACCUUCAUUACUCUCGGUAUUAUUGAGAGCUCUGAGACCACGCUAUCGCUGAGAGGAGCUUGGUGUUUUUCCUUCACCAUUGUAAUCCAUCUACAUCUGGUGCAAGUCGAUGUAAUUCGAUUGCCUCCACAAGACUCAGAGAUCAAUACUGUGAUAGUUUACAGUAGUCACGUGUAACACGCAGCUGUGACUUCCACCAAGUGUGGAAACGCGACUCGCCCUCCAUACUUAAACCCACCUGUGGACAAUUAUCCUUUUCACAUCAUACGCCUGUACAUGGUGAUAUUAGACAGUUACUACUGUAAAGCUUUACAAGUCAUGUAUAUUGUAUCUGAUCCUAUAAGUGUAUUCAAAAGUGUGUAGUUUCAUAAAUUUCAUUUUUUAAAACUUCAUUUUGUCAGCAUCUUUAAAAAUAUUGUAUAAAAUCAAGCAUCAAGAUCUAUUUAAAUAUUAAGACAAAACUGGAAAGUCAUUAAAUUUUAACUCAUAGAUUUAUGCAAUAUUAAGAGAACUCGUGUAAACAUUAUGCUGAUAUAUAGUAAAUAAUAGAAAAUAGUUUCACUGUUUUCUUAUUUUAUGACCCAUCACAGCUACGAUGUGUGUCUCAAAUGCAGAGUGAUUUCCAAACUAAAAGUACCAUACAGAAAAUAUGAGCUACUAGAACCAAAAUAACAAUAUUUACUGGCUGUAUUGUGGCCUAUAACAAAUUAAUACACUAGUGUUGAUUCAUUAUGAAUUAAUUCAUGAUUUUGGCAAGAAUCUCCUAAGGUAUUUUUCACUGAAUUCAAAUCCCACUUGUUGAAAUUAUUUGACAACAAUUGGUCAGUUUUAUGUGAUCAAGAGCCUGUCUAUCAAUAAACAACAUCUGGUAUAAAUUUGCCCAAAGAGAAGUCAGAUGUAUGGAAAAAGCCCUGACUGAAAUAUUGUGUAAAAUGUACAUUUUCUAUGAAGUAAUUUGUCAUGGUAAUUGAAAACUCAUUGGUAUUAUUUUUGCUUAAUUCUAUAUUAAAGAUAUCCUCCAUCAAAUAUGUUUCAAGUACACAUUUCAAAAUGGCCAACACUUUGCUUUGCCAUGGUAUUCCAAUUAUAACAUAACAGUCCUGUGAAGCUUGCUUGAUCUCAGAAUCAUUACCGAUACUUUGCAUACCCAAAUUAUGAUGAUGUAGCUAAACUUUGGGAUGUUUUGACCACAAUGUGCUGACUUAGAGGCCCUACAACUGACCAGCUGUUAUUGCUUCUUUGUAAGUCCAGGGCAGAGAGUAUUGAUCACGGAGGCAUAUGUCAGCUUGUCUGGAUUGCUGGUAUAUAUCUGGCUGUGUCAACUGAUGAGGAAAUAUACACUGGCCUGAACAUCCUAAGGUUACAGCUAUACCUAUGUAUCUAUUACAACCUCGCUGAUCUGUUUCAAUAGUUCAAGGAUUCCAGGAGAAAGAAGCUAUAUAAGCUAUCUCUGAUCAACGUUACAUCUACUUUCUGUUUAAGUAAUAAAGUCCUCAAGAAAAGGAUUAUUAUGAAUUUUUAAUCCUAAGUGCUAAUCAUUUUUAAAAUAGGGGCAUGUGGAACUUCCCCAGCCAUGUCAGAAAUGGAGAAUCUUCUCUUGUCCCCGAAAAUAAGAUUUUUGUGGGAACAGUUUCAAACUUUCAAAUUUCAAAUCACUGUCAAUAUUUAGGUGUUGUCCCUACACUUGAAGGGUGUGGUCCAUACAGCUCGCUGGGAGGUCAUUUCUGGAACUUUUGAGUAGUUCCUGUUCCUGCUUUGUGGGACUUACUUAUCACAGAUUACAGUAACCACACCUUGAUAAUGAAUAUAUCACAAGAAAUGUGUGUAAAUAGUUAGUUAACAAUACUUCUCUGGUAAGAGUUUUUAUAAAAACCCAACCCAAACCUCAAAAUGUCCUUUGUAAUAACCACAAACAUUUGUCAUGUCGAGACUUAUUCUCCAAGUAAGAAUCAUAUAUAAGAUAUUUAUCUGGAUAAUGGGAUAUAUGAAACGUACCAAAAUAUGAAUAUCAUUGAUAUUGAAUAUAUAAUUUCAUACCAUAACAAAAUUUUAUAGUGCAGGAUGGAAGUCUCAAGAUACAUUUUUCAAAAUGGUCUCAGCUUUCACUGUGAUGAGAUUUAAAUGCUAAUUUAAGGUAUGUUUUCAUCUCAUUUCACAAAUUCUUCAUACUUGGAAUGUGCAUGCUUAGGACAAACAUAUUUGGCAUAGUUUUUUUAUGUAGGUCACGAUGACAUGUAUAUAGACAAAUAUAUGUACAUAGGUCUCUGUUCAUUGUUCUGUACAUAGCAUAGAUGAUGUGUUAUAUCUGUUUUAUUGUCAUGUUUCUUGUCAAGAUGAAUACAAAUACUAUCACCAUGCUGUCCGCAGACAAUUAUCUUUUAUUGUACUUAAGAUAGAAAUGUAACCAAACUAGAGUUGAUGUGGGAACUACUCUGAGCAUGGAAUUGUUCUUGCAUAUCUUUUCGAAUUCAUUGUUUCAUAAAUUUCAGAGUAUGAUUAAACUGUGGACUAAACUCUGAAGUAUCAAUGAUGUCAUCACUUGUAUUUAGGAUGAUUUUCUGUGUAACAUUCUGAUAGGGAUGUAUGUAGGUAUAUAUAAACAUUUAUGUCCAUGAGAUUAUAUUAAUGUCAGUGAGCUUUUUCACUUCUGUAAACUUCACCACAAAAUUAAACUACUAAAACUAUGAGGAUGAGAGGUUAAAAUCGGUCCCCAGCAACGUAUGCUGGUUGCUAGGGGCAACGUUUAGUUGCUCACAAUAUUAUCCACUGUGGUCAUAGUUUUACGUGAUUAGUUAAAGGCCAGCUUAAAAUAUUUGGAAUAAUGCUGCAUUAAACAGCUGAGGAAUAUUCCCACUCACAAUUAGAAUAUGCCCUGAAUAUGAUCAGGUCAUGUAUUGACAUUAUAGUUUUUCCCUGUAUAAAGUGAUUGUACAGUUUUCCUGAAUGUGGAAUGUCACAGUAAUCUUAUUUCUCUAAUCUAAAAUGCUUCCUUCAAAACAUAUUUUCAAUCAGCAACAACAAGAGUUGAGGAAGUUCAAUAGAACUGAUUUUGUAAAAAGUCCCAGUUUCAAUAUGUAGAUAUGAUACUGAUUUUUAUACCAAAUGACAAUUUCACAAUGUUAAUGUACAUAAUCACAACCGAGAUAGAGCAGGUACUUAUGUUUCAUCCUCGCUUUACAUUAAAAUGAGACCUUUUCAUUCAGUAUUUGAAACCUCUCACCAGGUAUAAAUCAGACUAAAAGGUCUUAUUUUGAUGAGAUGGUUCAAUCUUCCCACCUAAUGGUGAGAUGAAAGAAUAUUUUAUUAAUAGGCACACAAUAUUUGCUACUUGUCAGUGCUUUCUUAUUGCCUGAAGACAAUGUCCUGUUGUCCUAUCAUCUUGGAGAGAACUCCAGGAGCUGUAGCUGUUCUUGGUGGUAAUGACUGUGUGUACCCUGUUUCCUGUGUAGUUUCAGUUCCAUGUUCUAUAUUAAAUAGAUAUGUGAUGCAUGUGUUUGCCAAUUAUUUUGUGUUGAUUUUGUAACAGUCGCAAUAUGAUUAUUUAUAUUUAUAUUGUUAAUAUCCAGAAAUAAAGAAUUAUUUCAUUGUA